GUCAAGGUAGAACACAAGGCUAAAAAGGGAGAUAACGCAUGUCAGUCGCUGUUCGAAUGAAUCGGUGACAAUAUUUUACAGAGCUGAAAUAUAUUCUAAUUUAAGGUAAAGAACAACAUUUUAGUUUACCGAUGAGAUGGCGAGGAGAGUUGCAAUUGUUACUGGAGCUAACAAAGGGAUAGGUUAUGGAAUAGUACAGGCUUUGUGUAAACAAUUUGAUGGUGAUGUUUUCCUCACAGGAAGAAGUAAAGAGAGAUGCGAGGCUGCAGCCACUGAGCUUCAAAAGGAAGGACUAUCUCCAAAAUAUCACCAUCUAGACAUUGAUGAUAAAGAUACCAUCAUCAAAUUAAGGGACUUCAUGAAGGAAAAAUAUGACGGCAUUGAUGUCUUAGUUAAUAAUGCAGGCCUCGCUUAUAAGCGUGAAUCUACGGUGCCAUUUAGUGAGCAGGCCAAAAUGACAUGUGCUACCAAUUUCUUUGGAACUCUUACUGUGUGUAAUACUCUGUUUCCUAUACUCCGACCUCACGCGAGAGUGGUCAACAUAUCGAGUACUAACUCCCAAUGGGCGAUUGAAAAAUGCAGUGACGAAGUGAGGUCACAGUUUUUGCAACCAGAUAUUACAAUUGAUAAAGUGAAAGGUCUCAUACAACAAUUCAUCGACGCCGCACAAGUUGGACAACACCAAGAGCAGGGAUUUGCUAAUACAGCUUAUGGUAUGUCUCAUAUAGGGAUUACGGUUAUGACUUUUAUUCAGCAAAGACAGAUGAACAACGACACGAGGGAUGACAUCAUUAUUAAUGCAUGUUGUCCAGGAUUCGUACAAACAGACAUGUCAUCUCACAAAGGACCCAAAACAAUACAAGAAGGUGCUGUUACACCAGUAUAUUUAGUAUUACUCCCAGCUGGAACAACAAGUCCAAAAGCACAAUCAAACACUGGGGAUGAGGUUGAAAGAAAACGUAUGAAAAAAACUUUGAUUUAUUAAACAUAUCUAUAUUGAUGUUUUAAUGAAAUUAUUGUAUUAUUAUUUCUUUUAAAUAAAUGAAUGAAUAUGUUAUAAGGUAAGUGAAAAUCCAAGUGAUUGACUCCUUUAUGUACAGUCGUAUAAGGGCAGUGCCUGAAUGGUAAGUGAAGUUAUAUUUUCGCCUAAUACUAUCUGGCCUUUUAAAACUACAAUUUCUUUUAUUUUUCUAUAUCAUUUGACCAUUACGUCAAUGAAGGUCAAUCAGACAGAUAGUUGCAGAAAAAGUUUAUCAAGAUGCCAUCACAAUCAUUCCAUAAGUCAUAUUAAACAAGAACCGCGAACUUUGAAUUAAAUGCAUCAUCUAUAGGAAAAAUAACUCAUUUACAAUCUGUUUUAACCACUUUUAACAACUUAAUAUAUGAGCACACAAUAGAGGAUUUACACAUUUCACAAAAUCGAUUCAUUAAAUCAUUUCUACAAAUGUGUAAUGGAAUUCGCAUAUUGUUUUACAAAAAAUAUAUAAAAUUUCCCUUCAAUUUCAGCUAUAAGGAAACAAAGACAGCAAGAAGGUCAUAUAUCAACAACACUGUUCAAAUAUUUUUCAAUGUACAAUUUCGUUGAAGACUAUAUAUAUUUCUUUGUAACAUUAAAGUGUAUAUUUCAUAAUUACUGCAUUAGAUGCAAAAUAAACGUAUAUUUUGACAAUAAAUUAUUAUGUUUUUCCUUUCAAUUCACACACAAAUUGCUUACACUUAGAUAUAAAGGAAACAAUGUACGAAUGGUCAUUGUGGAAAUUAUUCUUAAUAACAUCAUUUCAAUACAGGCAGUUUUUUCAUUUGCGUUUUGACAAUGCAUGAAAUAGAUUUGUUUCUACAUAAAAGAAUUUGAAAAACUUGAUUUUCCAUAUAAGAUGUAUGAAAAAAAAUCAAUGUUUUAUGUGUGAAAAAGUUGUAGUAAUACCAAGAAUUUUAGAAAAUUUUCUCACUCAAGUAAUUGAUAUGAAUAUAACUAAAUUAAAGAGAAAUGCAGUGGUUGCUUCGCAAUCUUUUUUAAUUGUAUUGCGUAGGAAACAGCCAGUGAUGCAAAAUAUUAAGGAUAAGUUCAAAAUUAUAGCAGGAAAUAU
This is a messenger RNA of Mytilus californianus (California mussel), 2087 nucleotides long. RefSeq names its product carbonyl reductase [NADPH] 1-like. The coding region runs from base 137 to 985 and encodes 282 amino acids. Gene Ontology annotation, molecular function: carbonyl reductase (NADPH) activity. Lineage: Eukaryota; Metazoa; Mollusca; Bivalvia; Mytilida; Mytilidae. The record is from RefSeq and is a predicted model, not a curated record. The transcript is spliced from 9 exons.